AUGGCACACAAUUAUCGAAAAGAUGAAACAUGUCAGUGUAAUCUGGUUAGCACAACGAAUAUUACCAGCUUACAAUUAAUCAACUUCAACGCAUUUACAGACAAUGAUGAAUGUGUCGAGUGCAUACUGAAUGACAAUUACAGUGAAGUGUAUUUGAUCAUUUCCGAGUCACUCGGACAGUCUCUUGUGCCUUGUAUCCAUGAUAUUUCACGACUGGAUUGUCUUUUUAUUUUUCGUGAAAACAAAUCAUUUCAUGAACAAUGGAACAAAGACUGGAAGAAGAUCAAGGGUAUCUUGAUUGAUGCAACAUCACUUUGUCAAGGUACAUUUCGUCGAUACGAGCAAAAUGCUAUACCAAUGGGUUUCGUAGCACCUGGGCAAAGAAUAGAUCAGCUCGAUCCAUCGUUUAUGUACACACAACUCUUCAAAGAGAUACUAUUAACCAUCGAUUUCGAAAACAAAUAUUUUGUAGAGUUCGUCAAGUCUUGUCCUGGACUAUUAAGUCUUGACGAUAAACGAUUGAAUGAUGUUGUACAACUUGUGCGCAAUUAUCGCGAAAAGAAACUGAUUUGGUGGUAUACACGAGAAGCAAUAGAGCUCUUCGAAAAAGCACUCGAGUAUCAUGAGAAGGCUCGUCCAAUUCUACAGCAGUCACUUCUUGGAAAUCAUCCCCAUCUGGCCUUAUCCUACAUCAGCGUCAGUGGUGUAUAUUAUGAUAUGAGAGCUUAUUUAAAAGCGCACUUAUUUUUUGAAUGUAGCAUAGAAAUUGCUAAAUAG
Adineta ricciae is the source of this 777-nucleotide messenger RNA. Lineage: Eukaryota; Metazoa; Rotifera; Eurotatoria; Adinetida; Adinetidae. The record is from the annotation of a GenBank genome assembly.